UGUUUCUGCGCCUCAUCUAUGAAGAGGAGGGGAGUGCGCCCUGAUUGACGUCAGCUUGUUUCGUGCAGACGGACAAUGAGCAGCUGUGUGUACAAAUUUACAGUAUAAAACCGGGCCUGAGAUCCUGCGGCUCCUGCUGUCUAUUUCACGAUGGAAGAGAUGUGAAGCUGAUGUUUCUGCAUGCUGUCAUUUAGCGCAGGGUGGCCAGACUCAUCCUUAGAGAUAAGAUGAGUAGCUCCCUCAUCCAUGGAAGCUGGAAGUAGAGCCGUUGCACCUCCAUAUUGAAAGAAGUCAGCUAAGGUCCUUGUGGAAAAUGGAAGGAAAACAUUUUGGCUACUCCGGAGACUACCUUGACCGCUUCAUCCAAAGCCGAGACUCACCAGUGGUGAACAAGUUCCAGAAGAAGUACUGGAAAACCAAGCAGACGUUGAUCAAAGUCACUGGGAAGAAAGAGGAUGAGCAUGUGGUGGCGUCAGACGCAGACCUGGAUGCCAAGCUGGAGGUCUUCCACUCCAUCCAGAGAACAUGCAUGGAGCUGCUAAAGGUCAUCGAGUUGUACCAGAGGAGGAUCUGUUACCUUUCUCAGGAAGAAAAUGAGCUGGGUCGUUUCCUGCGCUCCCAGGGAUCGCAGGACAAAAGCAGGGCUGGGAAGAUCAUGCAGGCGACAGGGAAGGCUCUCUGCUUCUCCUCCCAGCAGAGACUGGCUCUGAGGAAACCCCUGUGCCGUCUGUACCAGGAGAUCGAAACUUUCCGUUACCGGGCCAUCUCAGACACGUGGCUGACAGUGAAUCGAAUGGAGCAGACCCGGACUGAGUACCGGGGAGCCUUGCUUUGGAUGAAGGACGUAUCUCAGGAGCUCGAUCCGGACACACAUAAACAGAUGGAGAAAUUCCGCAAGGUUCAGACCCAGGUUCGCACGACCAAAACCAGCUUUGACAAGUUAAAGAACGACGUCUGCCAGAAGGUGGACAUGCUGGGAGCCAGCCGCUGCAACCUCCUCUCACACAUUCUGACCAUAUACCAGACGACCCUUUUGCACUUCUGGGGGAAGACAUCCCACACUAUGGCAGCGAUCCACGAGAGCUUUAAGGGCUGUCAGCAUAAUGAGCUUUCCACACUGCAGGUCUCACAGGAUUCCACAGAAAAGCUGGAUAAAAAGAUGGGAAACAAAACAAUGGAAGCAGAAACAGAGGAGAAAAUAAAAGAUGAGACAACUGAUGACCAACUUAUCUCAUUAGGACAUGAAGACAAGAAUGAAAAGAUAAGAGAAGAGUUGGAUGGAGAGGACAGCCUGGCCCUGCUCAAUGAGAUCCUGGGCGGUUUGUUUGUGGAAGAGGGGGAUUUUUCCCAGGAGUGGACAAAGGGGUUUGGAAAAACAGAGGCAAGCGCAGCCUCAGCUGGAUCAGCUGAAACCCAGCAGCAGCAGGAAAACCCGUUCUUUUUGCCGUCACAGUUGUUGGACAACAGCUUAAACAAGUUUUCUCUCUCAGACUGGACCGGCAGAAGCCCACAGCCAGUCACCUGUGGAGCAGAGUGCUCACCUGGAGCUGAGCGGAACCCCCCAAAACCAGCUGUAAAAGAAACGGACGGGCCAUCCAAAGAUCUUUCAGCGUGGUUCAACCUGUUCGCGGACUUGGACCCUCUCUCCAAUCCAGAUGCAAUAGGAGAAUCCAACGGAGAGCAUGAGCUUCACACGGCAUAGUUUUUCCUCAGCAUCGGGAUCCAUUUGAAAACCAGAACAAUUUGAUUGUUCUGUAUUUUCUAACUUCAAAGAAACUAACAAACAAUCAAAUCAGAAGUUACUAUACGAUACCUAAAUCAAUUGCAAACACUAGAAUAUAACAAAACUUAAUGCAACUUAAUCAUAUUUAAAAAUGUUUUUAGGUUCUGAAAAGUUCUCAUUUGCUUGAGGAAUAUUCUUCAUAACAAUUAUGCCUCCAUUUCUGUUGUUACAGCUGUAACAAUAAUAUUCUGUAUUCUGCAAUUAAAAGCUUAAAUUUCUUACAGUAAUUUCAUCCAAAAUGUGACAUUCAUAUUAUAUAGAUUCACUACACACAGAAUGGUGUUUAAAUUUCAAGCAUUUAUUUCUGUUAAUUCUAAUGCUUUUGUCUUACAGCGAAAGAAAACCAAAAACUUAGUUUCUAAUGUUCUAGUCAUUUUAUAGCCUACAGUCAUGUAGAAGGCUGCUCACUCGACACUAAUCUAGCAGACAGUCCCAACCUCAAUGCAGUAAUAUUAAUGGAAAGUUGAGAGGAAGGAAGAAGUGUAAUAGAAGAAAGUGGAAAACAACAGGGAUCACUUCUGUCUUGAGAGGAUUGUGAAGCUAAAUCCAUUCAAGAGUUUGUGUGAGAUUCACAAGUCACUUUAGCAUUUAUUUAGAAACCCAGUCCCAGAGUUAUUGGAAAGAUUGCAGACUGAAGGUUACCUCAACUGGCAAGCUUUAUGGAGAUGCCAAUUUCAUUUUCAAGCAGGAUUUGGCACCUGCCCAAACAGCCACAGGGAGCAGUACCUGCUUCAAUGACCAUGGUAUCACUGUACUUGAUUGGCCUACAAAUUCACAUGACCUGAACCCCAUUGAGAAUCUGUGUUAAGAGGAAGAUGAGAGACAUCAGAGCCAGUAAUGCAGAUGAGCCGAAGGUCACUAUAACCAACCUGGGCUUCUUGAACACCUCAUUAGAGCCACAGGCUGAAUGCCUCCAUGCUACGCUGCAUCAAUGCACUAAUUCAUAGUAAAAGAGCCCAGACUAAGGAGUGAGUGUAUAUACGGUACACUACAUGGACAUUCUGUUCGGUAAGUUAACAUUUCUGCACAAAAUUACUUUAUUGGAACUUUCUGAGCUCUGUCAUAUUUUAUAGCAGUGAAAGUUAAAACGGGUCACAGAAAGUUGGAUGUUACUUUACUAAACAGGCAUUUUGAUUUUUUUUAAAGAUUAUUCCUCAAAGUGGAUCUUUUCCAAUGUUUUUUGAGAUUUUAGGCAGGAUCACCCCAUCUAGGUUUAGACCCUGUGAAACAUUUAUAAAGGGUUUGAUUUAAAAAAACAUAAUUCCCAUAGUUUAAGCUUCACAUGCAAACUUUAUACAUAAAAACAUAGUGUCUCAUAUUGCUUUAAGGUUUACAAUUUUACAUUUAAUCACCCCAGAGACCGACAUACCAAAACAUUCAUUCACACGGUACAAACAUUGAAUCAACACAACUUAACGUUUUUGCACUGACAGUUUUUAUGAGACGUCCAUGUUGCUGAGGCCGUUUGCUUUAUUUGGCUUUUGCUUUAUAGAUGUUCUAUUUGUAAUUACAUACAGCUCACUCAUUACAGCAUGCUGCAUGCAGUCGUUUUAAUUUGUACUGUGGAUGUCGCUGCUUUAUUUUAAUUUCCAUAAUCUUUAAAAAUGUAUAUGUAUUUUUUAGUAACUGCUCCUUUUGGGCAACGUGUGUCUUUUUGGUUUAAUUGUUUGAGCCAAUAAAAGGAAAAGAUUUAAUAAUACAAUACUAUUUACUAACUUUGAUGAUAAUACUGCAUCAAAACAAUAUAUAUCUGGAUGAAUGCCUUAAAAUAUUUACAGAUCACUCUUUUUGAGUCUGAAGUAUACAAUAACCAACCUUUGUGUCAUUUUCUAAACAGUAAAGCUGUUUUAUUUUCCAUCAUGAUCGAGUAUAUAAACAGCCUUAACUUUACCUCUGCCACCACAUACGUGAGAUGUUAAUGAAUGCUAAAAUGUUUGUCUGUGUGUAUAUCAAUACCCUUUAAAAAAAGAUGACAUAUCACUUGAAAAA
Messenger RNA from Girardinichthys multiradiatus, 3772 nucleotides. RefSeq names its product islet cell autoantigen 1 (gene ica1). The record is from RefSeq and is a predicted model, not a curated record. Gene Ontology annotation, cellular component: Golgi apparatus. Bases 314 to 1702 code for a protein of 462 amino acids. Gene Ontology annotation, biological process: regulation of transport. Gene Ontology annotation, molecular function: protein domain specific binding. NCBI's taxonomy places the organism in Eukaryota, Metazoa, Chordata, Actinopteri, Cyprinodontiformes, Goodeidae. The transcript has 14 exons.